CACCACCUCGUACCCACGACAAGAUAUGGCAAAAGCACGCGCGCAGUCGCGUCAGGCCGAGCAAUUGGUAAUCCACGAGGAUGAAAUGAAGGAAGAGGAGGAGGAAUUCUUCGACGAAAGCGGCGAUCCGCUAGAAGAGAGCGGCCGCACCAUGGACAGUAGCGAUGAGGAGAUCGAACAGGCCGUCGCAGAAGACAUCGUACGCUUUGAGGACAGCUUUGUAGGAAUUAACAAGCGUUAUCGACUUAUAAAUCGCAUCGGGGAGGGCACAUUUUCAACUGUGUACAAGGCCGAGGAUCUGGAGUACAAUAGCUUCGAGAAUGAAUGGGACAUCGACGACCGCGAGAGCAAGAAAUGGUCAUCGCCUGCCCGCCGGAGACGGCCAUCCAAGCGCCCGCAUUAUGUCGCUAUUAAAAAGAUAUAUGUUACAAGCAGUCCCAUGCGAAUAUUCAACGAACUCGAACUACUCCAUGACCUCAAAUUCUCUGAUUCGGUAUGCCCGCUGAUUACUGCUUUCCGUCACCUGGAUCAGGUCGUAGCGGUCCUGCCAUACUUUCAGCAUCGCGACUUCCGCGAGUACUACCAAGACAUGACAAUUGCCGACAUGCGUCUCUACUUCCGAAGUCUGUUUACCGCACUACGCUCUGUCCACGCGAAAAAGAUUCUCCAUCGCGAUGUCAAGCCAACAAAUUUCCUCUACAACCCUCAACAGGCGCGUGGUGUCCUUGUUGACUUCGGUCUCGCCGAGCGUGAAGAAACAGAUUGGCACCAAUGCGCGUGCACUCUACCACCCGAGGAGCGCCGCUACAAAAUAUCUCAUAGCGUGUGGGCCCAGACUCUUCAAUCAGGAAAUCAGCCAUCAAGUUACCCUAAGAGCGACGUACGAUCCAGUCGACGUGCAAACCGAGCCGGCACUCGUGGAUUUCGCCCACCUGAGGUUCUGAUAAAAUGCACGCAGCAGAACACAUCAAUCGACAUAUGGAGCGCUGGUGUAAUUCUACUAACUCUAUUAUCCCGCCGAUUCCCUUUCUUCCACAGCGCCGACGACAUCGACGCGUUAUUAGAACUCACUAGCAUCUUUGGCAAGAAGAAGAUGCGGGAUAUCGCACUUCUUCACGGCCAAGUCUUCGAGACCAAUAUCCCAAGCUAUAGUGACGGUGGCCAUAGUCUUGAGAAGAUUAUCCUUUGGUGUACCGGUCGCACCAGUAGCGACAAGACACAAAAGAAAAUCGAAUUGGGAGAUGACGAGAAGGAAGCCGUGCAGUUUCUGUACAGGUUGUUGGAGUGUGAUUCCGCGAAACGAAUCACGGCGGAAGAAGCGCUGCGUCAUCCGUUUAUUACUAAGGCGUUCGAGGAUAGCGAAGCUGAUGAAGAUGCAGUUGACCUCGUUGCAGAAUAA
Molecule: messenger RNA, 1399 nt
Organism: Lindgomyces ingoldianus
Lineage: Eukaryota; Fungi; Ascomycota; Dothideomycetes; Pleosporales; Lindgomycetaceae
Product: kinase-like protein
Exons: 2
Coding region: 26-1399 (457 amino acids)
Biological process (GO): mitotic DNA damage checkpoint signaling; protein phosphorylation
Cellular component (GO): nucleus
Molecular function (GO): ATP binding; protein serine/threonine kinase activity
Source: RefSeq, a predicted model, not a curated record